AUGAAUAUCGUUCACAACCUCACUGUUUUCCAGCAAAAUCAUAAGGAAAUUGCUAUCAAUGAAGAGGAAAAAUCACCAGAUGACUCUCCUGAAACCGAAGAACAUCCCUAUCACUCACUUAGCAGUUCGGUAGCAACCCUUCGUAGAUUUGGUACUGUGUCAAGCUUAGAAAGAGUGGCUUCGGAUGAACGGGAUGAUAUGAUGUGCCAGAACAAUAUAUCUGAUAGUGAAGAAGAAAAUGGUCUAGACGAAGAAUAUGAAGAUGGUGAUUUGGAGGAGGAAGAAGAGCGAGGAAUCGAUAACGAAGCAUUCAAUCAUUCGUCAAUCAAACACUGGACCGUUAGAGCUGGUUGUUUUGUAGCACAAAAGAUGGCUUUCUUCGAGAAAUUUGGAGAAGAUUACAGAAGUGGGGGAUUAAUUGACAGAUAUCUGAGGUCGCCAGAAAAUCCUGUGAAUGGAGAUGAUCAACAGGAAGAAGAAACAUCAGGAGCUACUUCUGGAGAAGAAAUUUGGGGAACACCAACUAGUGGUGGGGAAAUGGAUGAUAACCUCAACUCUCCAAGUUACGAAGGAAAACAAUCGCCUAAUGAUGGAUCCAUAUCUUCUGACUACGGUGAUGAUACAGAAAUAAUGAUGGAUGAACUCCUGAUGACUCCACCCAUCAGCGGCGCCAUAAUGAGAGGUUUACUACCCAGAAGAACUUUGGAACCACUCAUUGAAGAGGAAUGUUCAGAGUCUUCUUCGACAUCUUCCAUCGACUCAACUACGGAUCCAUCUGUUUCUCCUGAACAGGGCAACGAAACUGGAAAUGCUGCUGACACAUGUUCGGUUGCUGUCGGAAGCCCCAUGGAGCAAACAGAUCCCAACGAGAUCAACGAAAGGGAGGAUCACAAAUUGCCUACUCCACCACCAGCUGUUAUUUUGACUCCGACGGAAGUAGCGCCGAAAAUCCACCGAUCAGAAAGCUAUCGCCAUAUUAUCGAGGCUGCAGAAAACGAAGGAAACGAAGAACAAAACACAUUUUUCUUCAGUCGAUUCAGGCCAACAGCCAAGUAUGUAAAUAUUGAGAGGGUGCCAAGGUUUAAAAGUAUCAAAAUGUAA
Messenger RNA from Leptinotarsa decemlineata (Colorado potato beetle), 1101 nucleotides. RefSeq names its product Protostome-specific GEF (gene PsGEF). Gene Ontology annotation, molecular function: guanyl-nucleotide exchange factor activity; protein binding. The record is from RefSeq and is a predicted model, not a curated record. Gene Ontology annotation, cellular component: nucleus; plasma membrane. NCBI's taxonomy places the organism in Eukaryota, Metazoa, Arthropoda, Insecta, Coleoptera, Chrysomelidae.